AUGGCAACCAGACGUGUUCAUCUUGAAGAUGACCUUUCCUGUCCAAUUUGUGGACAUAUUCUGAGCAAGCCAGUGGUGCUCACUUGCAAACAUAGAUUUUGUAAAGCCUGUCUAAAAGACAGCUGGGAGACACAAGGCAGUGGGGAUUCACACUUCUGUCCUCUGUGUUGGCGCCGGUCAUCCAUGGAUCAAAUAGUGGUGAGCAGCGUGCUGGAGAGAGCCUGUGAAUCCUUCAAGGAAAGCAGAGGCAGGAAUGACCCGGAGGCAUGUCAAGAACAUGGAGAAAAGCUCACAAUGUUCUGUUUGGAGGACCUGGAACCCAUCUGUGGUGUGUGUGGGAAGGCAGCUGCACACAUUGGACACAGGCUCUAUCCCAUCGGGGAAGGUGCUCAUGACUGUAAGGAGGAACUGAAGAACGCACUGCUGCCUUUGAAAGAGAAAUUGCAAUUGUACAAGAAGGCCAAAAUGGUCUGUGAGGAAAUGACAGAACAUGUUAAGAACCAAGUUGAACAUACUGAAACACAAAUCAAAGAAGAGUUUAAAGCCCUUCACCAUUUCCUGAAAGAGCAGGAGGCUGCCAGGCUUUCCACUUUAAAGGCUGAAGAGGAACAGAAGAAUCUGAUGAUUAACCAGACGAUUGAGGACAUGGACAGUGAAAUGACAUCUCUCUCCAACACCAUCAGAUUAGUAGAACAGGAGAUGAAAUCUAAUGAUGUCCCAUUUCUUAAGAAUUACAAGGAAACAAUAAAGAGAACCUGGCGUACUUCCCUUGAUCCAGAGAUGAUUUCUGGUGCUCUGAUUGAUGUGGCCAAGCACUUGGGCUCUCUGAAAUAUAAAGUGUGGGAGAAGAUGAAGAGAAUAGUUAGAUAUAAUCCUGUGAUUCUGGAUCCCAACACAGCAGCGAGCUGCUUCAUCCUCUCAGAGGAUCUUACGGUGGUGCAGACCUCUUCCCAGAAUUUCAAGCUGCCGGACAACCCAGAACGCUUUGACAUCAGUGCCGAGAUGCUGGCUGCUGAGGGCUACACCUCUGGACGCCACAGCUGGGAUGUGGAGGUGAAAGACAACACCUACUGGGUGGUGGGAAUAGCCAGCGAGUCCAUCAACAGGAAAGGAAAGCAUGUGCUGACACCAGCAGAGGGGUUCUGGACUAUUAGGUUUCGCAACGGAGAGCACAAGGCCUGCACGGCACCAUGGGAGCCCCUGAAUAUGACCAAGACGCCGGAAGUGAUAAGAGUGGUUUUAGACAUGGACCGAGGCAAGGUCACCUUUUAUGACCCUGGAGAGAGAACACCUCUCUACACCUUCAUGGAUGUCAUCACACCCAGAGCCUUUCCCUACUUUUGCACUGCCUGCAAAGAGCAUCCAAUGAAAAUCCUGCCAGCAAGGAUAUCAUUGUCAACAGACCAUUAAUUCA
This is a messenger RNA of Seriola dumerili (greater amberjack), 1414 nucleotides long. RefSeq names its product zinc-binding protein A33-like (gene trim35-13). The record is from RefSeq and is a predicted model, not a curated record. The coding region runs from base 1 to 1410 and encodes 469 amino acids. Lineage: Eukaryota; Metazoa; Chordata; Actinopteri; Carangiformes; Carangidae. Gene Ontology annotation, molecular function: protein binding; zinc ion binding. The transcript has 6 exons.